This is a messenger RNA of Diutina rugosa, 1458 nucleotides long. RefSeq lists its product as uncharacterized. The coding region runs from base 1 to 1458 and encodes 485 amino acids. Lineage: Eukaryota; Fungi; Ascomycota; Pichiomycetes; Serinales; Debaryomycetaceae. The transcript has a single exon. The record is from RefSeq and is a predicted model, not a curated record.
AUGUUGGAUCGGCUACCGGGGGAGAUCCUCGACGAGAUUGUCGACCACCUCCUCACUCCACGGCUGAUCCCCGCCUACACGUUCCGGCUCAAUUCGUCCCAGCCCGGAUGGCCCGCGGUUCUAGCACUUCUGCUGACUCUGGUGGGGUUGCGCCAGGCACUUGCUCCCCGGCUCUUUCGCUUCCUCCUGCUUGUGAGGACCAACCAGAUCGAUACCCUACUCCAGACGACGAAAGGAAGUGAACAGUAUAGUGAUCAUCUCACUUACGACCGCCAAUUCCUCAGUGAGGUGCUCCAACGCAAUGUUGAAGAGUGCCGCUACGCCGACCGGGCCCGCACCAGUUUCCGAGUGCCGGAAGCCGCCAGCAGGUACGAGAAGUUCAGCAUAAACUUGCUGAUAACCACAUUGGAAUGUGACAAGCACGUCCAGCUCCACUGGUUCCCCCACUUGACCGCCCUUAAGAUGUUUGAUGAAGGGCAAUGGCACCACGCUCCAAUCCAUCUCCCACACCUCCAAUACUUGGCAGCGAACUUCCACGGAGCAGUAGCCGUCUCUUCGCCAAAACUUCAACGACUAGACUUACUUGCGGACUUCGAUAACAUCGACCCCGAGCACUUCGCCAAUUGGCACCUUUCGCCCACCGUGACUGAACUCAACGUGUUUGUCGACCAUCCCUUUGCAUUCAAGUAUGAGAAAGUGCUUGUGUGGCUCCACCAGCUUGAGAAUAUCACUACGUUUUCUGCUCGGGUCUCUCACCGCAAACGCGACGAGCCCGACACGGCGUUUUACUGGCACGUCCUUCCAGAUCUGGGUGAUGCUAUGACCCAGAUACUCAACCGAUGCCACCACAUCACCCUCGACUUGCUUAUCAUCAAUCACCUUGAGUUCAGCCCCCCCAAUCACAAUACUUAUUACCGUCACGGCAACGAAGAUGCCACUCUCAUUUUGGUGGAACCGUUCAUGGCAGUGUCGAAGUUGGCACCGACAAUGCAGCAGAAGCUCGCCCACAUCCUCAUGCUGAGCCAUGUGGCGCAGCUUGGGUUCCAGUUCGGUGAAGUGGUCGACAAUAGUGACUUGACGGCGUUGGCGCUAAUCCUCAACUUAUUGCUGGGGCUCCACCAGAACUACCGGUGGACCGCGAUCACCCGAGUGUCGAUCGAAAAGUGCUGGUCACGGAUCGACGAGAUGAUUCUUCGGCGGUUCUGGAUGGAGCCGAAGUCGCAGCCGCUCGCCACGGCCACGGUGUGGGGACGCAUUGCCGUAAACACCCCCAGAUUCCGGCGCCAGGAGUCAUUUGCCGUCGACUACACUCCAUCCGCCGGUGAUGUCGAUUGCUUAUCGUUUGCCCCCACCGAUGGUACCCCGACUAACUCACAGUUCUGGAGUGUGGAGCUGGCUAAACUAGAUUUGGAGCAGUAUACUUUGCCCCAGCGGAGGCGUAGCGGCAUAUGGGCAUGA